Messenger RNA from Cicer arietinum (chickpea), 638 nucleotides. RefSeq names its product small ribosomal subunit protein uS9-like. The record is from RefSeq and is a predicted model, not a curated record. Gene Ontology annotation, cellular component: cytosolic small ribosomal subunit; ribosome. Lineage: Eukaryota; Viridiplantae; Streptophyta; Magnoliopsida; Fabales; Fabaceae. Gene Ontology annotation, molecular function: RNA binding; structural constituent of ribosome. Gene Ontology annotation, biological process: translation; maturation of SSU-rRNA from tricistronic rRNA transcript (SSU-rRNA, 5.8S rRNA, LSU-rRNA).
CACAAACCUUCGCCAUUUGGCGGUUGUUCGCGGCGGAGGGAGAUUCCAAAAUGGAGCAGGUGCAGUGCUUCGGCCGUAAGAAGAAUGCGGUGGCAGUGACACACUGCAAGAAAGGUCGUGGUCUCAUUAAGAUCAAUGGCUGCCCAAUCGAACUCAUCGAGCCUGAGAUUCUCCGUUUCAAGGCAUAUGAGCCAAUCCUCCUUCUCGGAAGGCACCGUUUCGCCGGCGUCGAUAUGAGGAUCAGAGUGAAGGGAGGAGGACACACUUCUCAGAUCUAUGCCAUCAGACAGAGUAUCGCGAAGGCUUUGGUUGCAUACUAUCAGAAAUAUGUGGAUGAACAGAGUAAGAAGGAGAUCAAGGAUAUUCUUGUCCGUUAUGAUCGUACUCUUCUUGUUGCUGAUCCUAGACGCUGUGAGCCUAAGAAGUUUGGUGGUCGUGGUGCUCGUGCUAGGUUCCAGAAAUCUUAUCGUUAAAUUAUUUUCUAUUUACUGUACUUUUUUCUUUCGGAUAAUGAUAGUCUUUCAUGAUUUUCAGUACUCUCUGAAUUGCUAUGCUCUUUUUUUAAUUGAGAUUGCGAUUUUAAUGCAAUUCUUACAAAACAGUUUUGCUUAAUUUUAUUGUGUGCAUGCUUAUUAUAA